Molecule: messenger RNA, 4694 nt
Organism: Dama dama (fallow deer)
Lineage: Eukaryota; Metazoa; Chordata; Mammalia; Artiodactyla; Cervidae
Product: zinc finger protein 629-like
Exons: 12
Coding region: 425-3625 (1066 amino acids)
Biological process (GO): negative regulation of transcription by RNA polymerase II
Molecular function (GO): DNA-binding transcription repressor activity, RNA polymerase II-specific
Source: RefSeq, a predicted model, not a curated record
CGCGAAUCUAGCGACAUUUUUCUAUUUCUCAGGGGACAUAUGGCUCCAUGGGAUUGGCCUGGCCUUUGGAGGAAGCUUGUCUCUGGGAUGUGGGGACUGUAUCUGUAUCUCAAGAUCCUUGGCAGCAAUCCCGAGAGGGGAGAAGAGGUGUAACUUGGCCCCAGGCGGUGCAGAAAAUCCGAAGGCGAGGAGCCAUCUUGUCCUAGCGGAUCUGGCUCCGACUACAUUUCCCAGAGACCCUGGCGCGUAUAGGGCCGACCCGUCACUUGCCUGCGGGACCCUCGGCCUCCGGGGAAGGGGAAGUGCAAGCUCUGUCUUUCUCAGAGAGGUCCCCUGAGGAGAAGGAAGAAUGGCUGUUGACCAAGCCCAAUACAAGGAGAACAGCCCCAAGGAGGACUGAUCAUCUCCUGUAAUACCGAAAGCCAUGGCCCAGGGAUCAGUGAUGUUCACUGAUGUGUCUAUAGACUUCUCUCAAGAGGAGUGGGAAUUCCUGAACCCUGAUCAGAGGGACUUGUACAAAGAUGUGAUGUUGGAAAACUAUAGCAAUCUGGUGUCAAUGGGACUUUACAUUCCCAAACCUCAAGUUAUCUCCUUAUUGGAACAAGGGAAAGAGCCAUGGAUGAUUGGCAGAGAGCUGACAAGAGGCCUGUGCUCAGCUCUGGAAUCAAUGUGUGAAACCAAGUUAUUAUCACUAAAGAAGGAAGUUUACGAAAUAGAAUCAUGCCAGAGGGAAAUGAUGGGACUUAGAAAACAAGGCUUUGAAUAUUCCAGUUUCAGAGAUGUUUUGGAAUAUAGAAGUCACUUUGAAAAACAACUGGGACAUCAAAAUGGGCAUUUCGGCCAAGAAAUACUCACUCAUGAGUACAUGCCCUCAUUUAUUCAACAGACAUUCUUUACUUUACAUCAAAUUAACAAUGAAGAGAAACCCUAUGAAUGUAAGAAAUGUGGAAAGGUCUUUAGUCAGAAUUCACAAUUUCUUCAACAUCAGAGAAUUCAUAUUGGCGAAAAAUCUUACGAAUGUAAAGAGUGUGGGAAAUUCUUUAGCUGUGGCUCACAUGUUACUCGACAUCUGAAAAUUCAUACAGGUGAAAAACCCUUUGAAUGUAAAGAAUGUGGAAAGGCCUUCAGCUGUAGCUCAUACCUUUCUCAGCAUCAGAGAAUUCAUACGGGUAAGAAACCCUAUGAAUGUAAGGAAUGUGGGAAGGCCUUUAGUUAUUGCUCAAAUCUUAUUGACCAUCAGAGAAUUCACACUGGUGAAAAACCCUACGAAUGUAAAGUGUGUAGAAAAGCCUUUACUAAGAGCUCACAACUUUUUCAGCAUGUGAGAAUUCAUACAGGUGAGAAACCCUAUGAAUGCAAGGAAUGUGGCAAAGCUUUUACUCAGAGCUCAAAGCUUGUACAACAUCAGAGAAUUCAUACAGGUGAGAAACCAUAUGAGUGCAAAGAAUGUGGCAAGGCCUUUAGUAGUGGCUCAGCUCUUACUAAUCAUCAGAGAAUUCACACAGGAGAGAAACCCUAUGAUUGUAAGGAAUGUGGGAAGGCUUUUACUCAGAGCUCACAACUUCGUCAACAUCAGAGAAUUCAUGCUGGUGAGAAACCUUUUGAAUGUCUUGAAUGUGGGAAGGCCUUUACUCAGAACUCACAGCUUUUUCAACAUCAAAGAAUUCAUACAGAUGAAAAACCAUAUGAAUGUAAUGAAUGUGGAAAGGCCUUUAAUAAAUGCUCCAACCUUACCCGACAUCUCAGAAUUCAUACUGGUGAAAAGCCCUAUAACUGUAAGGAAUGUGGAAAGGCAUUUAGCAGUGGCUCAGAUCUCAUUCGUCAUCAGGGAAUUCAUACUGAUGAAACAGUAGGACGAGGCGCUUGUCUGGUUUUGUGUUUGUACGCCCAGCUCUCGCAAGCUAGCUGUUUCCACGUGAGACCCGGAGCUCACCUGCGCCGGCCUUGCCACGCCCCGAUCGCGCCUUGGGGCGGGGCUUGGAGAGCUUCCCGGCCUGCGCAGGGGCUUCUGGGAGAUGUGGUCCAGCCGCCAGGCCUCCGCGCCCGCUUGCGCCCAGACCCCAUCGGCUGGGCCUUCUGGGUCGGCGGUGCGGGUAUAUCGGGCUCAUUGCGUGGAACGAAGGCUGGUGAAGGCCCCGUGGCGGCCUCCAUGCCCAAGACCUCCAGGCGUAGAGAGGUGAGUCCCCCAAUUUUACUGGCUGAAGGCAGCGAGAAUAGCCGAAGGUCCCCGGAUCGUGCGAAAGGGGAAGGCGAAAACCGAAGAGAGAUUCCCCCAGCAGAGCCACUGGGCUGCGGGGAUUCCCUUCCUAACAGGGCAGGCAGGAUGUGGGACCCCGUUGAAGCUGGAGUGACCUCAGAGGCUAAGGAGAAAGCACUGUCUUCUGAAGACUCUGUCCUUCUUCAGGAAGAGGAGGAAAUGCCCAGAUUACAGGAGCUAGUGACAUUCAAGGAUGUGGCUGUCGACUUUACUGAGGAGGAGUGGGAGCAUCUGGACCCUUCUCAGAGGCACCUGUACCGAGAAGUGAUGUUGGAGAACUUUGGGAAUCUCAUUUCUUUGGCAGGGCAUCUGCUGUCUGAACCAGAAAUGAUUUUCCAUUUUGAACAAGAAGAUGAUGUGUGGAUGGAAGAAACAAUACCAAGAAGCUCCUAUUCAGGAGUCAGGGAUGAGAAUGAUGGGAUCCUGUCUUGGCCAGUAUCUCCAGGAGAAAAACUCUAUAACUGUCCCCAGCAUGGCCAAGACUUCAGCCAGCUCAGAAACCUUCUAAUUCACCAGCGAACCCAUAUUGGAGAGAAGCCUUCUCCAUAUGCCGGGUGUGGAAAAGCCUUCAGUGAAAGGACAGCGCACCUUAACCUUCCUGUGCUGCUCCCAGAAGACGAGCCAUACCGAUGCAUGGAGUAUUCCGGAGUUUUCCACUCAGGAUCUGCUCUGAGAAGGCACAAGAAGGAGCACAUGGGGAAGAAACCUCACACCUGUGAGGAAUGUGGGAAGGACUUCAGCCGGAGCUCCAACUUGUCCAUCCAUCGGCGAGUGCACACAGGCGAGAAGCCCUAUAGAUGCAGUGUGUGCGGGAAGGACUUCAGCCGCAGCUCCAACCUCUCCAUCCACCAGCGCAUCCACACAGGUGAGAAACCCUUCAGCUGCCAUCAAUGUGGCAAGGACUUCAGCCGCAGGGCAGCCCUGCAGAUCCACCAGAGUGUCCACACAGGAAGGAAGCCCCAUGCCUGUGAGGUAUGUGACAGGCGCUUCACCUCCCGCUCUGCGCUGGCUCGACACCAGCAGGGCCAUGCAGGAGACAAGGCCUAUCUGUGCGACACAUGUGGCCGGGGCUUCAGCCAGAGAGCCAACCUCUACCUGCACCAGCGUGUUCACACGGGAGAGAGGCCGUUCCGGUGCGAGGCCUGUGGGAAGUGCUUCAGCUGGAGCAAGGACCUGGGUAUCCACCGGAGGGUCCACACGGGUGAGCGGCCCUACAGAUGUGCGGCUUGUGGCAGGGACUUUAGGCAUCACUCAGCCCUCAAGAGGCACCAGAGGGUGCACACAGGGGAGAAGCCCUACCCCUGUGCCAUAUGUGGGAAGGGCUUCAGUCAGAGAGUCCACCUGCAGAUGCACCAGAAGGUGCACUGACGGGAGAGGCUUCCAGGAUUGGGCUCUGCACAUGCAGGUGUCUUCCAUGGGCAGGGCCAGAGCCAGGGCAUAGGUGCCGAGGUGCACAACGUGGAUCAGGCUUAAUGAUGUAUGGCAUUUGUUAGUAUUUAUACUGAAAAGAAGGGGCUUCCCAGGUGGCUCAGUGGUAAAGAAUCUGCUUGCCGGUGCAGGAGAUACAGAAGACUCAGGUUCGUUCCCUGGGUUGGGAAGAUCCCCUGGAGUAGGCAAUGGCAACCCUCUCCAGUAUUCUUGCCUGGACAAUCCCAUGGACAGAGGAGCCUGGCAGGCUAUGACUCACUAGAGUCGGACAUGACUGAGUGACUGAGCAUAUAUAAAAGAGGACACAUCAGCAGCACUUAGAUAGAUGGAGAAAUAUUGAAAGAACACUUCCAGCCCUCCCAGAAGAUCUCUGUGCUCCUUUCCACUCACUGGUCCAUAAAGGGAAUCACUAUCCUGACUUCUAAAACUAUAGAUUGAUUUUGCAAGUUCUAGAAUGUCAUAUAAUUGAAAGUACACAAUAUGUAAUCUUUCAUUUAGGACUUGAUUCACUCAGUGUUUGCAUCCAUGUUGUUGCAUGUAUUUAGAAGUUCAUUUAUAUUAUUACUGAGUAGUAUUCCAUUAUAUGAAUGAACCAGAGUUUGUCUAUUCACCUGUUGAUGGACAUUUACAUUUGGACUAUUUCUAGGUUUUCCAGGUUUUGAUUGUUAUGAAUAAAGCUGCUGUGAGCAUUUGGGUACAUAUCAUUGUGUGGACAUAAACUUUAAUUCCUCCGUAUAUACUUAAGAAUAGAAUUGACGGGUAUUUUAAAACUUUUAAAAGACUGGGCUUAGAAAAUUUCAAACAAAUACAGAAAUAGAACAGUAACAAAUACUCAUGUCCCCAUCAUCUAGCUUCAGUAAUCAAGUCAUGAUGAAUUUUGUUUCCUCUCUUCCAUCCUGAAGUAGUUUAAAAGCAAGCCCUACACCAGGAUAUUUUGUCAUCUUUAUAUCUUCAAAAAAUAAAGACUUAUUUAAAUUUCUUUUCCAAAGACUCACUCUAUGUAAAACUU